AUUCCGAUCAAUCGAACGCGUAAUCCCGCCUGCUUCACUCGAUCUAUCAGCCUGCGUUUUUGUUUAUACUUGGGUUCAUUGAGGAAAUUGCGAUUACCGGGAAAUCCAAACCCGGCUUGGUACUUCGGCACGUCUCCAUGAUCUUCCGCGUUGACAAAUGUGCCAAAAAUAUCCACGAUCUCCUCGAUUCAUCAACAUCUCGUGCCGUAAUCCAUGCUUUUGCUCGAAUCCGGUCUCAUUCGUGUCUUUCUUCUCCGCUGGAGUCUUCUUCCCUCACUCGGCACGAACAUCAACAAUGCCAAGACUCGAAAAGAUUGUCUGAGCUUGACAUUCUCGUAGCUAAGGUUCCUUUUGGAACCAGCGACGAUGAAGUUCUUCGGUCUCUCUCGCAUGAUCAAGCGUGUAAUAGCAUAGGGUUGUCUAGUAACCUUGUUGAGAAGCUGCUUCAUAGGUUUAAGGAUGAUUGGAAGUCUGCAUUGGGCGUGUUCAGAUGGGCAGAGUCGCGGUCUGGUUAUAAGCACACACCGGAAGCGUAUGAGAUGUUGGUGGACAUAUUGGGUAAAAUGAAGCAGAUGGAUAAGAUGAAGAGUAUCCUAGAAGAAAUGAAUCGGUUUCAUGUCAUUAGGACUGACACCGUCGCGAAGGUCAUGAGGAGGUUUUGUGGUGCCGGGCAAUGGGAAGAGGCUGUGAGGACAUUUGAUCGGUUGGGAACUUUCGGGUUGGAGAAGAACACCGAAUCGAUGAACUUGUUGCUGGACACGCUUUGUAAAGAGAGAAAGGUUGAGCUGGCUCGCGAGGUUUUCUUGGAGCUCAAGUCGCAUAUUUCGCCGAAUGCUCUAACGUUUAACAUUUUCAUUCACGGUUGGUGCAAAGUGAAUCGAGUGGAUGAGGCGCAUUGGACGAUCCAAGAAAUGAAGGGACAUGGGUGUCCCCCUUGUGUAAUCAGCUAUUCGACAAUCAUGCAGUUCUAUUGCCGACAAGGCAAAUUUGAUAAAGUCUAUGAGCUGCUUGAUGAAAUGCAAGCUCAGGCUUGCCCACCAAAUGUUGUUACUUUCACCACAAUCAUGUGUUCGCUGGCAAAGUCGGAGGAGUUUGAGCAAGCAUUACGUAUUUAUGACAGAAUGAAGAUGGCUGGAUGUAAACCGGAUGCGCUAUUCUACAAUGCAUUGAUCCAUACUCUCGGGAGAGCUGGUCAUGUACAGGAGGCUGUUUGUGUUUUUGAGGUGGAGAUGCCCAAAACUGGCGUCAACCCAAAUACAUCAACUUAUAAUACAGUGAUUGCUAUGUUUUGCCAUCACGGUCAGGAACAAAAGGCCUUGAAUGUCCUCGAGGGCAUGGAGAAAUCAGGCCUCUGUAAGCCUGAUGCUCAGACAUACUACCCGUUGCUCAAGGCGUGCUUUAAAUCUGGGAAAACAGGCAGUUGCCUGAGUAAAUUAUUGGAUGACAUGAUCAAUAAGCAUUACCUUAGUCUUGAUAUAUCAGCCUAUAAACUUCUAAUUCAUGGGCUUUGCCGAGCAAAUCAAUGUGAGCGAGCUUACGAAUUCUUGGAGAAGAUGAUAGCUCAAGGGAUUACACCGAGAUAUCAGACAUGCCGUUUGCUAUUGGAUGAAGUCAAACAGAAGAAUUUGUAUGAUGUCUCUGAAAGAAUUGAGGAUUUGAUGAAAAAAUUAUAAAGUUUCGAGUAAAGAGCAUGUCGUGGUGAGAAGCUGCUUGAGGAUGAAAGGGUUGAAAUGCUGCUUUAUCUUAA
Molecule: messenger RNA, 1747 nt
Organism: Juglans microcarpa x Juglans regia
Lineage: Eukaryota; Viridiplantae; Streptophyta; Magnoliopsida; Fagales; Juglandaceae
Product: pentatricopeptide repeat-containing protein At3g04130, mitochondrial
Exons: 1
Coding region: 138-1673 (511 amino acids)
Molecular function (GO): protein binding
Source: RefSeq, a predicted model, not a curated record